Phyllostomus hastatus (greater spear-nosed bat) is the source of this 2364-nucleotide messenger RNA. It is a transcript of the gene RAB11FIP2, whose product is annotated as RAB11 family interacting protein 2. The record is from RefSeq and is a predicted model, not a curated record. Gene Ontology annotation, molecular function: small GTPase binding. The transcript is spliced from 5 exons. The coding region runs from base 801 to 2339 and encodes 512 amino acids. NCBI's taxonomy places the organism in Eukaryota, Metazoa, Chordata, Mammalia, Chiroptera, Phyllostomidae. Gene Ontology annotation, cellular component: endosome; phagocytic cup. Gene Ontology annotation, biological process: regulated exocytosis.
CCCGGAAGUGCCGAUGCGGGUGCCGCCGCCGCCGCCGCUACCUGCGCGGAGCUAGGAGCCCAGGACCCCAACAGGCCGAGCCCGGUGCCCGCCGCCCUGCCGCCCGUGGCAAGCCGGCGCCUAGGCAGCUGCAUCCCCCUCCCUUGCCCCAGGUCCCACUCCACCCCCAGGCGACCCGCCCCCGCCCGGAGGAGGAGCCGAGGCGAGUGGGAGGUGGAGGGAGAGGUUUGCUAGAGGGAGCGAGGCCGCGCGAGCCGCCGGCGGUUCGUAUUACCGGGGUCGGGAGGAGGGGCCGGGCCGGGCCGGCGGGCUAGCGGAGGGCGGGCGGGAGGCGCGGAGGAGGCGAGGGCAGCCUGGUUAGGAGGAGGCGGGCGAGAGGCCGGGGGCUGCGAAUUAGGCGGACGAGCUCUAGUCUGCAGGGCUGGGGGCGCCCUCCCACUCCGCAGCCGUCCGCCAGGGCCGUGGCGGCCAGGCCUCACCUUCCCGCAGGCCCGGAGCCGCCCGCCGCCGAGGGCUUGUCCCUAGGGCCGGGGGAGCGUGAAGGUGCGGGCGCGGGGCCCGGGACGGCGCGGCCAGGUGAUGGUGGGUCCCUGUGCUUUUGAAGAAAGGGGACCCCCAGAGCAGCCGUGUCCCCGGGCUGCCCCCGUGAGGCCCUUGGACAUCAGCCUUGGGCAAGUUGGGCAACUGUGAGAUUGCCCAUCUCCGUUAAGUGUCCUUAGGAUGCAGUGAUUGGGGAUCAGGUUCUCCCUCCGGGAGGGGCACUGCCUGAGCUGGGGGACUUGGGUGCAGAGAAGGACAGAAUGAUGCUGUCGGAGCAAGCCCAAAAGUGGUUUCCAACCCACGUGCAGGUCACAGUGCUCCAAGCCAAAGGUCUUAAGCCAAAAGGCAAAAGUGGCACCAAUGACACAUACACUAUAAUUCAGCUGGGCAAGGAAAAGUACUCCACCUCCGUAGCUGAGAAAACCCUUGAGCCAGUCUGGAAGGAAGAGGCCUCCUUUGAGCUACCCGGCUUGCUAAUGCAGGGCAAUCCAGACAAGUACAUUCUUUUCCUCGUGGUUAUGCACAGGUCCCUGGUGGGGCUGGAUAAGUUUUUAGGGCAGGUGGCAGUCAACCUCAAUGACAUCUUUGAGGACAAACAAAGAAGGAAAACAGAGUGGUUUAGAUUAGAAUCCAAACAAGGAAAAAGAGCCAAAAACAGGGGUGAGAUAAAGGUCAAUAUUCAAUUCAUGAGGAACAACAUGACAGCAAGCAUGUUCGACUUAUCCAUGAAGGACAAGACCAGGUCUCCCUUUGCAAAACUGAAAGAUAAGGUGAAAGGGAGGAAGAACGAUGGGACGUUUUCUGACACGUCUUCUGCGAUCAUUCCGAGUUCUCACUUGACGGAUGCCAAUUCGGAGUUUUCGAGCGGUGAGAUACAGAUGAAAUCCAAACCAAAAAAGCCUUUCCUUCUGGGUCCUCAGCGACUCUCCUCAGCACAUUCGAUGUCUGACUUAACGGGGACCCACGUGUCUUCCGAGAAGCUCAAGUCUGGCCCCGCCGGUCACGCGCAUCUUCUUGGCCGCCAGGUAGACUCCUUUGGAGCCGUUCCAGAAAGCGGAAGCCUCAAGUCUCCGCACAGAAGAACAUUAAGCUUUGAUACUUCCAAAAUGAACCAGCCCGACAGCAGCGUGGAGGAAGGCGAGUCGUCUUUCGGGAGACAAAGUGACCCAUUUACCAAUGUGACUGCCUCAUUACCCCAAAAAUUUGCAACACUGCCAAGGAAGAAAAACCCAUUCGAAGAAAGUAGCGAAUCCUGGGACAGCAACAUGACUUUAUUUUCGAAAUCCGUUGAAGUAAGAAAGGAAAAUAAGAGAGAGAAAAGGGAGAAGGUGAGCCUGUUUGAGAGGGUGACUGGGAAGAAGGACAGCAGGAGAUCCGAUAAACUCCACAAUGGGGCGGCCGGCAGCCCCUGUGACUUGAAAUCACCGAAUGCAUUUAGUGAACAUCGGCAGGACUAUUUUGAUUAUGAGUCAACUAAUCCGUUUACAACAAAAUUCAGGGCCUCCCAUAUAAUGCCAUCUUCAAGUUUUCCUAUGAACCUGACAAGCAGUGAAGACCUCAGGAAAAUCCCGGACAGCAACCCUUUUGACGCCACGGCGGGGUACCGCAGCCUGACCUACGAGGAGGUGCUCCAGGAGCUCGUGAAGCACAAAGAGCUCCUGCGGAGGAAGGACACCCACAUCCGGGAACUGGAGGACUACAUCGACAACCUCCUGGUGCGGGUGAUGGAGGAGACGCCCAGCAUUCUCAGAGUGCCCUACGAACCGUCCAGGAAGGCCGGCAAAUUCUCCAACAGUUAGGAAGCCAGUUGUACCGUGCUUUAUA